AUGGAUACGGAAAACGUUCCCAACAAUCGUCUCGCAUCGUACAAACAUGGCUCCAAGUCGGCAUCGGAACUUCGCCAACGGCGCCACGAGGUGACGGUUGAGCUGCGCAAGAGUAAGAAGGAGGACCAGCUGCUGAAGCGCCGUAACAUCACGGAAGAUGACGGGCCGACGUCGCCACUGCAGGAAAACAACGCCCAAAGCCCGGUGGCGCUAAGGUUCGAGGACAUCAUGCAGCACAUCCGGAGCGGUCAACCGGAGAAGGAAUUCGCCGCCGUACAAACGGCGCGCAAGAUGCUUAGCCGGGAGAAAAACCCACCGAUCGAUAAGAUCAUCGGGCUGGGUAUGGUUCCGGUGUGUGUGAAGUAUCUCGAGGCUUCGGAUCGGCCGGCCCUUCAGUUCGAAGCGGCUUGGGCGCUGACCAACAUCGCCUCUGGUACGUCCGACCAAACCAAGGCGGUGAUUGACGCGAACGCGAUACCCCGCUUCAUUCAGCUGCUCAGCUCGCCCUCUGUGACGGUGGCGGAGCAGGCCGUCUGGGCACUCGGUAACAUUGCCGGCGAUGGUUCGAAGGCCCGCGAUAUUGUGCUGGAGCACAACAGCGUGGACGCGAUCAUAGCCCUCGUACGCAACGGCAACACACAGAUCUCGUUCCUGCGCAACAUCGUGUGGCUGAUGUCGAACUUGUGCCGCAACAAAAACCCGGCCCCUCCGUUCAACCGCAUCGAACCGAUGAUCCCGGUGCUGUCCGCACUCCUGGACCACGAGGACUCGCAGGUGCUCUCGGAUGCAUGCUGGGCACUGUCCUACGUCACAGAUGACGAUGUGGUGAAACUAGAGUCGGUUGUGACCGCUGGAGCCGUCCCGAAACUGGUCCGCCUGCUGGGUACCAACAAUCCGGCCAUCAUUACGCCGGCCCUGCGCAGUGUCGGUAACAUCGUGACGGGCAACGACACCCAGACUGAUGCUGUGAUAAUGGCGAAUGCGCUUCCUCUGCUCACGAAUCUCCUACGCCACACAAAGAACACGAUCGUGAAGGAAGCCGCUUGGACGGUGAGCAACAUUACGGCCGGCAACCAGGGCCAGAUCCAGCACGUGCUAGACUCGGGCAUCUUUAACGUGCUGAUCGACGUGCUGACACAAGGGGACUUCAAAUCGCAGAAGGAGGCCGCCUGGGCGGUGACGAACACGACAACCGGUGGCUCGACCGAGCAGAUUAUUCAGCUGGUUGAGAAGUACCCGAUGAUGAAGCCGUACUGCGAUCUGCUUGAGGCGAAGGACACUCGCACCGUGCGUGUGGUGCUGAGCGGAUUGGGCAACAUCUUCCAGAUCGCAUCCCAAAUCGGUGGCCUGGAGAACCUGUGCACGCUGUUCGAAGAGAUCGGGGCGCUCGACAAGCUGGAAGCGCUGCAGAGCCACGAGAACGAGGAUAUCUACCAUAAGGCUCUGCAGCUCAUCGAUGCGUACUUUAGCGAUGGGCAAGACGUUAAUGAGGAGUGCGCUCCGAAGGAAGUCAACGGGGCGCUGGAAUUCAACCCUACGACGCCGCAGAACGGAGGGUUUUCCUUCUAAAUUUUCGAAGACUGCGUGGGGGCGUGU
Messenger RNA from Anopheles nili, 1596 nucleotides. RefSeq names its product importin subunit alpha (gene Pen). Gene Ontology annotation, cellular component: nucleus; cytoplasm. Lineage: Eukaryota; Metazoa; Arthropoda; Insecta; Diptera; Culicidae. Gene Ontology annotation, molecular function: protein binding; nuclear import signal receptor activity. Bases 1 to 1569 code for a protein of 522 amino acids. The transcript is spliced from 3 exons. The record is from RefSeq and is a predicted model, not a curated record. Gene Ontology annotation, biological process: NLS-bearing protein import into nucleus.